CCCCCGGAAGUAGAGACCUUGGCUAACACCGAUAGCAACAGUCUAGCGGGCUAACAGAAGUGCCUAAAAGUAAUCACCACGUCCCUCCUGUGGGACUAGUGUCAUAGCUAUGUUGUGGAAUAAAUUGUGACAACUAAACCGAAGAUGAUGAACGACAUAAUAGAAGAGCCUGAAAAGGACACACUCCUGGAGGCGCAGCAGGAACAACAAGUUUUGUCGGGACCAAGUAACAGCACAAGACCUAAGAUUCCAGAUGGAGGCAUCCGACCGGUGGAAAAGAGAGGACCUUACAUCAUGUCCAGAGCUCCAGCCAUCCACCUCAAACUACAGAAACACAGGGAGAUGGUGAGGAAAGCGCUAAAGAAGAAAGCCCUCUCUGCUGGUCCUCCAGUGUCACAACAGCCCAGACAGGGAGUCAAGAGGACGGUGAAGUUUAACAAGGGCUAUGCUGCUUUAAGCCAGAACGCUGAGGAAAUGUUGGUGGCGCUAGACUCAGACAGUGAUGAAGAGAUCGAUUUUGAGCAGUAUUCCUCAGGAUACUCUUCAGCCGAGGUCCAUCCUGAUUUAAGCAAGCAGCUGCUUCAGGAUGGCUACCACCUGGAUGAGAUCCCUGAUGAUGAAGACUUGGACCUGAUUCCCCCCAAAGCCAUGGGUUCUUCUAUGUGCUGCUGCUUUGAGUGCCCGUCUUGCCCCAUGCAGUGAUGUCGGUGCUGUGACUUGGACCUUCUGAAGGUCUGAUUCUUUAUUCAGCUCGCUAGUCUCUUGGGCCAAAGCUCUUCUUUCUGAUGCAGCUCAGCUGCUGCAUGUUGCCUGAGGAAAUCCAGCUCUGAGGCCUGAAGCUGGACUGCAAACAUUGAACCCUGAGAUCGCUCAGCUUCAGUGAGAAUGCAGGAGGACAUGAGAGCAAGCCUUAUCCACUGUGACUCCAAAGCCUAACUAAUUGUAUUUAUUUAUCAUGUUCUUACAGCAUUACACAAAACUGUAACUAUGACACUAGUCUGUGUUGAGUGAUGGAGUAUUUUGACAUUCUUGAUAAGAAUGUUGACUCAAGGAGGAGCUGGCUGGUUUAUUUCCUCCAUGGUGAGCAGGUCUGUAACCCCCUAGAAAGUAUGAAAGUCUGUGUGGAAAGUUUAACCCUUUGACAAAUCUGAAAUGAUCAACUGUUUAUCUGCAACUGUUACAUGAUAUAUUGGCCCCUCAUGGGAAUACUGGCAGCACCUGAGUGCACAAUAGUAGUCUUAGUUUAAUUUUUACUUCCUUUGUCAUUAUAAUCUACAUCUAAUUCUCUCUCUCAAAACUCUAAAUAGAUGUAGCACCUGUUUCAACAAAUACAACUCAGAACAAAACUGCAACAUACUAAGAAGCACUCCAUUUAUACAUUUGGCACAUUGUACAGCUGCUGUUUAAGGUUCAAAAUGUAGUUCUGAUGACUGUGCUUAAAUUGAGGAUUAUAUUUGGAUCUUGUCAUUCACCUUGGCACAGAUCUACAAUUUAAAAAAACAGACGUAUUGAAGAGACUGAAGAUCGACAAAAUGAUUCCUAAAGGUAAAUUUCUUUUGAUUUGUGUAGUAUUUUGGUUUAAACAGCUCCUAAGAAAACCUGUCUCCACAUCAGAUUUGAGUUACAUUAUUUAUUUAUCAUUGUAUUUAAGUGUAUGCUAAAAUACUUGUUACAAGUUAUUUACAGUUCUAAUAUAAUUUACAUUUAGUGUUAGUAUUCAUACAUUUAUUUGCUUUGUGUUCUGAUGCUUGUGACUUCCAACACUUCAGAACAUAUUUGUCAUUGAUAUUAUAGCAUUAAUUGUUUUCACUUUUGGAUGCAUUUUAAAACUAUCAUCACCAACUGUUUGCCAGAGAUGAAGAGACUUUCCCGUCUCAGGAGGUUUUUAUGCGCAGAUGCACAGAGAUUGGAUAGACUUUUUCAUAUAUAUUUCAAAUUUAAUUUGAAAAUUACACAACUGCUCAAGAGAAUAAAAUAAUGCGGGCAGGAUAUAAACCUUCCUAUGUACUGUUGCAUAUAUGCACAGCAAAACACUUCACCACAUUGAGGAAGUAUAGGACUAGAACAAAAACAAAAUUCUGUGCAAGGACAAUGUAGGAAGAGCUGAAAGCGGGUCAUAAAUCCUGAAUUGGAGAAUUGAGAUAUGCAGCAUAACCUCCUUGCAUUUCAGUUUAAGGCGGGUUUCUGGUUUGAGCAGACUGCUUUAUAUGGACCUUCUAAAUUUAUUUUUUAACCCCAUUUCUUGCUCUGUGUUGUGUUUUGAUGUAGAUUAAAUUUUGCACUUAACACCAAUUGCCAGUAGCAAGUACACUUGACUCACCUGUACUAUGCAACUAUGGGACAAUCUGCUUGUUGUACAACAUUGUGACAAGGUUGUGUUAUUGAGUGCUGAAUGCAAUAAAUAAAUGUUUUGUUGUUUGUUUUACAACUGUAAAUACUCUGUUCCCAUUGUACUCUGUUGGUUUACAUUAUAAAUAAAAAAUUCAAUUAA
This is a messenger RNA of Gambusia affinis (western mosquitofish), 2491 nucleotides long. It is a transcript of the gene fam219b, whose product is annotated as family with sequence similarity 219 member B. Bases 145 to 702 code for a protein of 185 amino acids. NCBI's taxonomy places the organism in Eukaryota, Metazoa, Chordata, Actinopteri, Cyprinodontiformes, Poeciliidae. The record is from RefSeq and is a predicted model, not a curated record. The transcript has 6 exons.